Molecule: messenger RNA, 1002 nt
Organism: Dinoponera quadriceps
Lineage: Eukaryota; Metazoa; Arthropoda; Insecta; Hymenoptera; Formicidae
Product: transcription factor SOX-14-like
Exons: 2
Coding region: 1-1002 (333 amino acids)
Biological process (GO): regulation of DNA-templated transcription; anatomical structure morphogenesis; cell differentiation
Molecular function (GO): RNA polymerase II cis-regulatory region sequence-specific DNA binding; DNA-binding transcription factor activity, RNA polymerase II-specific
Source: RefSeq, a predicted model, not a curated record
AUGGAGAUGUCGUCCAAGAGCCUGCAUAACGAGCAUAUCAAGCGGCCGAUGAACGCCUUCAUGGUGUGGUCGCGUGGUCAGCGUCGCAAAAUGGCACAGGAGAAUCCGAAAAUGCACAACUCGGAGAUCUCAAAGAGGCUCGGCGCCGAAUGGAAACUGCUGAGCGAGGGCGAGAAGCGACCCUUCAUUGACGAGGCCAAGAGAUUAAGAGCUCUUCACAUGAAGGAACACCCGGACUACAAAUAUCGUCCGCGGCGGAAGCCGAAGUCCUUGGUGAAGAAGGAGAACAAGUACACGUUCCCGAUGUCGUCGCUUUUGCCGCCCGGCGACGCUCUGGCUAAUCUACCGCGCGGUCUCCUGCCGCCGCUUGCGCCACCCACGCACCAUCCGCUCAUGUCGCGCGAGGACCUCAAGAUCCCCCAUUUCUUGCCGGCCUUCCCCUACUCGCUCUAUCCGCUGCAGCACAAGCUGAGCGAAGACUUCAACGGCGGCAAGUUGGCCGCCGACCUGGCCCUGCAAGCCUUCUACACCGGCGGCUCCUUUUAUCCGAACCACCACACGAUGCCAUGGCCGGCGAGUCUGUCGUCGGUCACCUGCCUGCAGCCCAAUUGCGACUGUCCGAGUCUGCCGAAGGAGCCGAAGAGGCCGUUUCCGCCGUCCAAGAUAGACGACCGGCCGUUCCCCAGUCCGGCUCGGGCCGACGACAACGCCGUGGUCGCGGAGCGAGAAGAGUCCCGGUACCGGAAGGUCCUCGAGGAGGACUUUCCCAUCGGGCUGGACAGACACCACCAUCAUCAUCAGGAGGACCGUUCGCAGGAUCGCUUCUCCUCCUCGUCGUCUUCCUCCCCGCCCACGGAGCCGGAGAAGUCGUCGACGGCGACGACGUCCUCUUCGUCUACCUCGACCUCGAGCGGCAACCGAGUCGACAGCGCCUUCUCCGUUCAGAGUCUCACGUCGUCCGGCGGCUCGAACUCAAUCUCGCAGCGCGGCCACGUCAUAUGA